GCUGAGACGCUGCGCGGCGGAGGAUCCGACGAACAAAGACUCCCGCGGGGCUCCUCGCAUGCCAGGACCCAUUGAUGACGCUGAAGACGCACUGCACACCGUGAGUAGUUCCACUUUUAAGUCGUCUGCGCAUGAGAGAUGGCCAUAGUUCCAUGACAAUGUAGCCCGUUUUUGACGGGGCCGCAGCAUGCUCAGGGUCUCAUCCUACUUUGCAUGUAAAGGGACUCAUUGAGGUCCCAGUAGCCUGGACCUCGUUAAUUUUCUGUGAAAUUGCCUAAUAUUAAAGACAGGGUUACUGAUUUGAUCCAUAAAUAUUUUAGUUAUGCUGGUUAAAAGUUUCCUUACAUCCUGAUAGCAAUCAUUGUCUAAAUGUAAUUUUAUCAAUAUAUAUCGAUCAGCCAUAACAUUAUGACCACCUGCUUAAUAUUGUGUAGGUUGUCCUUUACAAUGCAGGUUAAAAACACCUUAAGCCUUAUUAUUUAUUCAGGCUAGGAUAGUCGAACCUACCAAUUUCUGUCUGGAAUAAGUACAAUAAUCACUAUACCCCCAUCUAUCUGGCAAACUAGUGAUAAAUUACACUCACACCAAUCGGUCAUUAGACUUCCUCCGUGGGUCAUUCGUUACAGCUAAGGUUCUAGUAGACGCAUGCAAACAUUUUCUUGUCUUUUAUAUGUUUUAUUAAUACAAGUUUGUGAUAGUACAAAAAAUUGUUUUUCCAUUAAAAAAUAAAAGUACAAAAUCUAGUACCCUAUAUCAAAGUAAAAAGCUUCAGACUUUCAGAGACCGGAGAAGUGGAGGUCGCGUCCAGUUUCUGACUCAUCAAACCUUUAUCCUUUUAUAGACAAGUUGCCAAGUACGAAUUCCACUUCAGUGAGGUCACAGUUUUUGGGUAACGCCUUCAAAAGAAAUGCAUAAAUACGACUGUGUUUCUUUGUUCUCAGUCUUCAGGCUUGCCUUCGCUAUAUUCUUCUCUGUCGUGUCUGCAAGAUAUUCCAUCUGAUGUUAGGUAUGAAUGAAUACAGUCGGAGUUUCAGCAUGUGCAUGUGGAUGAUAAGGAGGGCAGCAGUGUGCAGUCACAUGAUGCAGUGAAGGGCUGAGAUGUGAGCGAUCGAGAGACUCAGUUCAGUUCAUUCUGCACUUACUCAUCAUCUUGUUUCAUGUUCAGGCUCUUUGAUUGGACAUCCUGUAGGAAGGAUGACUGGAAAAACUCAAACCAGCAACAUUACAAACAAGACGGAUCCUCGCUCUCUCAAUUCCAGGGUGUUUAUUGGUAACCUCAACACCACUGUGGUGAAGAAGACCGACAUUGAGCUCAUUUUCGCCAAGUAUGGAAAGAUCGCUGGCUGCUCUGUGCAUAAGGGCUUUGCUUUCGUUCAGUAUGCCAGCGAGAGGAACGCUCGCUCGGCGGUGGCCGGAGAGAAUGCCAGGGUACUUGCUGGACAAACCUUGGACAUUAACAUGGCCGGAGAGCCCCGUCCUUAUAGGCCAAAAGUGGGAUCAAAACGUCCCUUUUCCUUAUACAGUGGCUAUGAAUUUGAUUAUGAUUUCUACAGGGAUGAUUUUUAUAACAGGAUUUUUGACAUUCAUGGGCGAUUUGCACCUUCCCCUCGAGCUAUUUUACCUAUCAAGCAUUCACGUGUGGUCGCUCUCUCAACAACACGUAGGACGAAAAACUCUUUCCAGCCAAAGAUGUCCAGCUGCGCUUCUUAUCUUACAUCACUAUCAUCAGUAAAAUCUGAUCAGCUCCUGACAAUCAAACAAGAACUGUCUCAGAUCAAGCUGAAGAUUGACUCCUUACUGGGAAGGUUAGAGAAGAUUGAACGCAAGCAGUUUGCAGAGGCAGUGUCAGUGCAGGUAAUCGAAAAAAGCAGCAUUCAGUCUUCACUCAGAAAAAAACAAACAAAAACAUUAGAGGGCCACAGGAGGCAUGAAAAGGCCCAUCAAUCCCACUAUAGUGAGACAGCAGAGGAUUCUGGAGAAGAUAUGGAUCGGGAGCAUCAGGAAGGAAGGUCUUGGAAAGUGAUUGAUGAAGGUGAUGAUGGCUAUGCUGACAGUGUUACCAAUGAACUGAUUGAAAACCACAUAUCAGAUGUAGACAACUGAACAGGACUGAGACCAGCAUCUAUCAAGUUUUAUUUUUGAAGAUGUCUAUUUGGAAACUGUCAGCUUUUCUGUGUUAAACAUUUUAGUUUGAAUGUUUUUUUUAUUUAUGAAUAAAGAAAAUUGACCAAACAA
This is a messenger RNA of Misgurnus anguillicaudatus (oriental weatherfish), 2235 nucleotides long. The record is from RefSeq and is a predicted model, not a curated record. Lineage: Eukaryota; Metazoa; Chordata; Actinopteri; Cypriniformes; Cobitidae.